AUGGGCAUGGAUAGGCAUUGGCAUUGCCUUUCUUUCUGUCUGCUUCUCGUCCUCGUAAUAACUAAUGCCUAUGCAGCAAAUGAUGCCCCAGAUUUGAAGAGUAAGCGGCUUUGCAGCCAGUGCUCCAAAUGUGAUUCAAGUAAAUGCCCUGCAAGUGAAGCCUACCCCCAUAUGACAGCAUUUGAUGACACUCUUAUUGCUGGUGCUUUACAGUCUGACUAUGUGGACAUGAAUGACAAAGGAAUCUACUCAGUGCCAGAUAUCAAAGGUGGCCAAUCAGCAAAACUAAAUGCUUAUUUUGGCUGGAAAUCUACUUCUGGUUCAGCUUCUGGUUAUCACAGGUUUAGCAACUACAUGGACAAAUGUUCAGGUGGACAAACUUACCUCACUGUGGACAAGCAUGGGAAGGUUAGCCUUCGGUUGUUGAGCUUGCUAAAAAACUUGGCAGAGGCUGACUGGAAAUCAUUUAAUCCACCCAAGAAACUAAAUCACCGCGAGUUCCGCUUCUGGGUCUCUCACAGUACAGGAAAAUGCCUCACUGUAUUUGGAGGCAACACAAAGAAACGAACUGUAGGUGUGGCUGAGUGCAAGUUUGAUGGCUCAAACCCGUACCAGCUGUUUGCCUUCCGCUUUCAUUACCACAAAGCCUUCUGUUGUUGCGGUGUUCACAAUGAGUGAUGAAUUAUGUUUUAAAAGAGCCUAAACUCAAAGCUCUCACAAUUCAAAAUAAUGUGGUACAUAUGUGUGUGUCUGUGCGGUUGCUAUACUCAUAGCAAAACUAAA
This is a messenger RNA of Prunus dulcis (almond), 783 nucleotides long. RefSeq lists its product as uncharacterized. The coding region runs from base 1 to 678 and encodes 225 amino acids. The record is from RefSeq and is a predicted model, not a curated record. The transcript is spliced from 2 exons. Lineage: Eukaryota; Viridiplantae; Streptophyta; Magnoliopsida; Rosales; Rosaceae.